AGACUCCCAACUAAGUUCAAACAAAUUAAUGAUAAAUAUAGAUUUAUUCUUCCUAAUGAUGCUAAAAUUUGGUUUAAACUUAGUUGGGAGUCUCUUACGAAUGAUUUAACAUCACCGAAUCUAAACAAACUAAAGUAUAACAGAGAAGAUGAAAUAUUUUUUUUAAAAUGUUAUACAGCAUACAUCACUAUAACGGAAAUUUCUGAGGAAACUUGGUUGACAGAUACAAUUCAUCAAUUUUUAAAAUCUGCUGUGCAUGAUAUUCCUGGGCUCACAUAUGCUACUCUUUCGAGGCACCUCAGAAAUGAAGAAAAUUAUAAACCAGACAGAACUAAAAGAUUAAAACUUGAAGACAAUCAGUUCGAAAUUCUAUACAUAGAAGGUACAAACCCAGAAUUGAAAGAAAGAAAGCGUCAAGAAGACGCAGAAAAACUCCAGCAGCUUAUAAAACUAAAUCUUGAUGAACUUCUAAGAAACCUUCAGCAUACAUAUAGAAAUAAAAUAAAUGAAAACAUUGCAAAAAAAAAUUAUGAUAAUCCUCUUAUUACAAUUCAAUCUACUC
Racocetra persica is the source of this 562-nucleotide messenger RNA. The record is from the annotation of a GenBank genome assembly. Lineage: Eukaryota; Fungi; Glomeromycota; Glomeromycetes; Diversisporales; Gigasporaceae.